Molecule: messenger RNA, 4621 nt
Organism: Achroia grisella
Lineage: Eukaryota; Metazoa; Arthropoda; Insecta; Lepidoptera; Pyralidae
Product: protein artichoke-like
Exons: 5
Coding region: 295-4416 (1373 amino acids)
Molecular function (GO): protein binding
Source: RefSeq, a predicted model, not a curated record
ACCUCAAGCGUUCUACGUUGCGCGGCAAUACGCAUUAAACCACAUUAAAAGAGUUAAAAACUUAUACGUUAUUGAAAUCCAGCUUGUUUCACGCGUGGUGGACCUUUAGUGCGGCAAGGACAGGCGCACUCCGGUCUCGGCCUGCGCCCCGGCGCUGAAACGCCAAAAUGGACCCUAAGCGUAUGAGAAUAAAUGUGAUUUGUAAUUAGCUAGCGCGUAUGUCAGCGCAAACGAAAAUCUAGGUCGAAAAACAAGCGUGAAUAGAAUGUUAAAAACAUUAAGUAUAAUGUAACUAUGAAAAAGAUUUUAUGCUUCGGGACAGGGAAAAAUGAUGGCGACGUUUUGCAAAUUAUUUCAUUAUUACUGGUUCUACCCACCAUUUUGCGAGCUCAAAAUACCCUGGGGUGCCCUGACUUAAUAAGAAGCAAUAAAUGUUCGUGUUAUACAUUUGAAGACGGAUUAUUUCUUGAUUGCCAAGAUACGAUUUUAAAAGAUGUCAAAAAUGCUCUUAAACGUGUAUCAGAUAUACAUUCAUUAUCUGUAUUCGACCUCGACGACAACGAAGAAUCUUUAGGAUCCCAUUUCAUACCUCAAGGCGUUUGCAUAAAACAUAUUCAUAUGUCAAGAACAAGCAUAAGGGAAAUUGGUGAUGACACUUUUAUGCCAUUGAGAAAGUGCCUUCAAACUUUGAGCAUUGUAUCGAGCAAAAUUAGAUAUAUACCACAAAAAUCGUUCGCCGGCAUGCUUAAAUUGAUGUCAAUAGACCUAACUUCUAAUUACAUUGAGGAUAUACCGAGUUACAGCUUUUACGGUCUUCCGUUAAUGAAAUUGAACAUAAAAGGAAAUGUGAUACGUGAUAUAUCCGGUUCUGCUUUUUCUAGUUUAGAACUCUCCCUCUCUGAAAUUGAUUUGAGUGAAAACAAUCUAACUACGUUUCCGAUAGGCUCUCUUUCGAAAUUAAGACAUUUGCGGUCAUUGAGAUUAGCAUGGAAUGAAAUGUCAUCGUUUCCUAUUGUAGACAAUUCUGACUUAAUAUCUUUAGAGUACCUUGACCUCAAUUCCAAUAAUUUUGAAUUUAUUUCAGAAGACUGCCUAAAAUUUUGUCCGUCCCUCAUUACGUUAUCAUUUCAUUUUAACUUUAUAAACAACAUACACUAUCGAGCUUUUCACUCCUUAAUUAGCUUGAAAUCUUUAGAUUUAAGCCAUAAUAGAAUAAAAAUAUUAAACCCCAACCUUUUUCAAAACAAUAAAAAUUUAGUAUUUAUAGAUUUGAGCCACAAUCAUUUGCAUCACAUAAAUGGAUUAUUCUGUAAUCUACCAUCUCUUAAUGAAAUAUAUUUAAGUCACAACAACAUUCUGGAUGUGCCAAUCGAUUCUUUUCUUAAUUCUAAUAAAAUUAGUGCAAUAAAUUUAGAUAAAAAUUGUAUAAGCAAUAUAAAUAGUGAGAGCUUUAGUAAUUUGAUGAGCCUAGGAAAACUGCGAUUAGACUUUAACUACCUAAAUCAAGUGCCACAAAAUAUUUUUAUAAACAAUAAUAAUGUAGUGAAAUUAAGGUUAGACAAUAAUAAUUUUGUAGAAAUAAAUAAUAAUACUUUUCAAUCUCUAAUAAAUAUUAAUGAAAUUAGAUUGAAUAAUAAUAAAUUGAAAUUUAUAUCGAAAUAUCACUUUGCAAAUUCCUUAAAAGUGGAAGAAAUAUACUUGAGUCAUAAUGAAAUAAAUUUUAUUGAAGCAGGGGCAUUUAUAAAAAUGGCGAAUUUAAAAUUUCUCAGUCUUCACCACAAUAAUCUUUUAGAUUUUAAUGACGUUUUGCCAAAAAUACAUUCAAACUUACUCACGCUUCAUCUAGAUUCAAAUUCGUUAACGUUAUUGAGCAAUUUUAUGUUUCAUUCUCAAGACAAAAUGACUUACUUAAGUUUAAAAAAUAAUCAUUUAAAAUUUUUAACUCGAAAUACAUUUCGUAAUUUAAGCCAUAUUACUCGACUUGAAUUAAAUAACAAUGAGUUUUCAAUAGUAGAAGAUUUUUCUUUUCAGCAUUUAAAUUCAGCGAGGUUUUUAAAUUUACAAUUUAACUAUAUACGCAAUAUUACAAAUUAUACUUUUUUCGGUUUAAGUGAACUAGAAGACCUAGAUAUUUCGCACAAUACAGUUAACUUUGUUUCGGAUAUGGCCUUCGACACUUUAAAAAAGUUAAGAAGCUUGAAUUUGUCAUUUAAUCCUCUUAAAAUUCUUCAGAAAAAUAUUUUUCAAAUAGGUUUGCCAUUGAGCUCAUUAUAUUUAGAUAAUUGUGAGAUUCAGUUAAUUGAAAAUGACACUUUUCAAGGACUAAAUAACCUAAAAAUACUUUCCAUUAAAAAUAAUUCGAUAAAAUCAAGUGAUCUCCUAUCUAUAAACAUACCAGGGUUAAAGUAUUUAUAUAUAUCUUUCAAUGUCCUUGACUAUUUACCUUUACAAUCAUUUUAUCAACUUCCACUUUUAGAAAUUUUAUACAUGGAACAUUGUAAUAUAGAACAUAUUAUGGAAGGCACGUUCAAAAAUAACAAAAAUCUCUUGAGACUGAAUCUAGCACAAAAUAUUAUAAGUUCUGUUCCCCUCAAAUUAUUCGAUACACAAAACUCUGUUUCGGAAUUUAAUAUAAGUAACAAUUUUUUAGAUUACGUGCCAUAUAAUACUUUUCACAACCUGACACAGAUUGAAACAUUAGAUAUAGCUGAUAAUUUAUUACCAAGAGUUGAACUUAGUGGUUUUGAUAAACUGACUAAACUGAAAUAUUUAAUAUUGAGAAAAAAUGAAAUAAAAUCCAUAACAGCAACUAAGAAAAUGGAAUUUACCGACUUAAUGUCAUUUGAUGUCAGUUACAAUAGACUUAAAAAUAUACCUUCAAUUAUAUUUGAAAUAUUUCCAAAUAUUCAAAAUUUGAAUAUUUCUUACAAUGAUAUAAUAAAUUUUGAUUUUUUAUUAUCUUACAAGAAAAUGGGAACUUCCCUAAUAAAUAUAGAUAUCAGUAAGAAUCCAGCAGUCUCUUGGAGUACAGCACGUAGAGUAGAUAAUAAUACGCUUCUGGCAAAUUUCUAUGAACUACACAUUUGUGCUACCAAUAUGUCAAAUAUUGAGGACAUCACAUUUGAAUUUUUCACUAGCUUACAACACCUAUAUCUGAAAUUUAAUAAAAUAAGACGUUUGCCAAUAAGUCCUUUUUCGAAAUUAUCUUUUCUAGAAAAUUUGGAUUUGAGUUAUAAUAGAAUUUCACAACUCAAAACCAGUAAUUUUCGUGGAUUAACGAAAUUAAGAACAUUAUGUUUAUCUAAUAACAACAUUGAGUCAAUGGAAUCUUUUGCUGAAGAGUUGAGCAAUUUAAAACUUUUAGAUCUUUCCCACAACAAGUUACAAAACAUUCUUAAUGAAGAUUUAAUAAACUUGAAGGAACUUACAGUUUUGCAUUUGAGUUACAACAAUAUCAAAUAUAUAUCAGUUACAGCUUUUAGAAACUUGAACAAGGUAAUUAAAAUUGAUUUAGAACAUAAUAAACUUCAAACAAUUCCUUUAGAACUACUUACUUCCAUAGAAAAUCAUGUCCAGGAGAUAUAUAUAAAAGAUAACAUUAUGAUAUGUAAUUGUCAAAAAGAUAAUACCUGGUUAUGGAUUCAGGAUCAUCCUAAAAUAAUAAACUCGAAAACAGUAACAUGUCUAAACGAUGACUACCCAAAAGAAAAAUGUGACGUACCCAUAAUUUCACAGUUAUCCGUUGACAAACACAAGGACAGCUCUGUAUCUGUUUCAUGGUUUAUUAGGAACCGAACAGCAAUCAAAGCCUUACAAAUUUUAUAUUAUGGUGAAGAUGUUCAUUCUGAUGUGAAGUCAAAAUUUUUAGAUAUGAACGAAGUGUCAACUCGCAUCACUGAUUUGGAACCAAACGUAAAUUAUGUAGUCUGUGUUAUUACUUUAUAUGAUGAUCCUAUUAUUGGCGUUGAUGACCAAGAAUUCGAAUUUAAUAAAACUACGGAAAUCGAUUUAAAUGUAACUGCGAGAAUAACCCAAGAUAUUGCUGCUGCUAUACUAACACAGUCUCCUUCCAGCGAAUGUAUCUCCUUUAGCACGUUCCACGAGCAAACGACGAAAAAACAAAAAACAUCGAAACCUUUCAAUAUAUCUCAAAUACUUAACCGUAGAAUGGGUUUAAUAGUUGGUUGUUCUUUAGGUUUUGUCGUAUUUUUUAUUAUGGUAUCGGUACUGCUGUAUACUAAAAUUAAAGAAAGGAAGAGAAUUGCGAAAUCAGACCCAACGUGGUCGGAGAUGAAUGAUUACCAUUCGAUGCAAAGUAAAGAUGAUAUAGUUCAAAAUUCUACUACGGCAUCUACUGAUAAUAUUUUGCUAGGAAUGACCAAAAGUCGUAAACAUUCGUUAGAUCAAUUGAAAUAGUCAUAGACUAAAGUAGUAUAAAAAUACUGUAAGUAUUUAUUAUAUUCUGCUAGAAUCGAAUGUUUAGAUAAAAUAUUAAUUAUAAGGAAAACAUAAAAUUCUAAAUUACGUACUAAUGUUUAAAUAUGUUGAAUUUAUUAUCUACCAACAUGUUAAUAGAUGCUUAAAUGUACGACUGUUCGCUUGUGAAUAGAAUUAGAGUAGU